Myripristis murdjan (pinecone soldierfish) is the source of this 3038-nucleotide messenger RNA. It is a transcript of the gene kif5c, whose product is annotated as kinesin family member 5C. The transcript is spliced from 25 exons. Bases 111 to 3038 code for a protein of 975 amino acids. The record is from RefSeq and is a predicted model, not a curated record. Gene Ontology annotation, biological process: microtubule-based movement. NCBI's taxonomy places the organism in Eukaryota, Metazoa, Chordata, Actinopteri, Holocentriformes, Holocentridae. Gene Ontology annotation, molecular function: microtubule motor activity; microtubule binding; ATP binding.
UCCCAUGGAUUGCUGAGUUUAAUGUAGCUUGUCUAAAGCAAGGGAGGCUUGAGGCGAGGGAGGUUUUUUUUCUGUUGAGUAAAUCAGAGGUUUCCCGUCGUGCCGUCGACAUGAUGGAUGCUGCCGAGUGCGGCGUUCGAGUGAUGUGCCGCUUCAGGCCGCUGAAUGAAGCGGAGCUUAGCAGAGGAGACAAAUACAUCCCCAAAUUCAACGGAGAGGACACCGUGGUGGUGACCGGGAAGCCCUAUGUGUUCGACCGUGUCCUGCCUCCCAACACAGACCAGGAACAGGUCUAUGAUGCCUGCGCCAAGCAGAUCGUCAAAGAUGUGCUGGGAGGAUACAACGGGACUAUAUUUGCCUAUGGCCAGACAUCAUCAGGGAAGACUCACACCAUGGAGGGUAAACUCCAUGACCCCCAGCUGAUGGGCAUCAUCCCUCGUAUUGCCAGGGAUAUCUUCGACCACAUCUACUCCAUGGAUGAGAACCUGGAGUUUCAUAUCAAGGUGUCUUAUUUUGAGAUCUAUUUAGAUAAAAUCCGAGACUUGCUGGAUGUGUCAAAGACCAACUUGGCUGUGCAUGAGGACAAAAACCGGGUUCCCUUUGUCAAGGGUUGUACAGAGCGCUUUGUAUCCAGUCCGGAGGAGGUGAUGGAUGUCAUUGAUGAGGGCAAGGCCAACCGUCAUGUUGCUGUCACAAACAUGAAUGAGCACAGCUCCCGCAGUCAUAGCAUCUUCCUGAUCAACAUCAAGCAGGAGAACAUGGAGACAGAGCUGAAACUGUCAGGGAAACUCUACCUGGUCGACCUGGCUGGAAGUGAGAAGGUCAGUAAGACUGGGGCAGAGGGAGCUGUGCUGGAUGAAGCCAAGAAUAUCAAUAAGUCUCUCUCUGCCCUUGGAAACGUCAUCUCUGCUCUUGCUGAAGGAACUAAAACACAUGUUCCCUACAGAGACAGCAAGAUGACCCGUAUCCUGCAAGACUCUCUGGGUGGAAACUGCCGUACCACCAUCAUCAUCUGCUGCUCCCCUUCUGUUUACAACGAAGCUGAAACCAAGUCCACCCUCAUGUUUGGACAGAGGGCUAAGACUAUCAAGAACACGGUGUCAGUGAACCUGGAGUUGACAGCCGAGGAGUGGAAGAAAAAGUAUGAGAAAGAGAAGGAGAAGACGAGGAGUCUGAAAAUCAUGAUCCAGAAACUCGAGAAUGAGCUGAAACGCUGGAGGAAAGGUGAGGCUGUUCCAGUGGAGGAGCAGUUGAGUAGCAAAGACAAGAAGACAAGUGGCAGUGAGGCCACACCUGUGAUUGACACUUUUGCUCUGCCUGCUGCCCCCCUGUCAGAUGAGGAAAAGACCCAGUAUGAAAACCUCAUUACUGAUCUUUACCAGCAGUUGGAUGACAAGGAUGAUGAGAUCAACCAGCACAGUCAGAUGGUUGAGAAGCUCAAGGAGCAGAUGAUUGAUCAAGAUGAGUUGUUGGCGUCUUCCCGUAAGGAUUAUGAGCGCCUCCAGGAGGAGCUGUCUCGCAUGCAGAGUGACAACGAAUCAGCCAAAGAGGAGGUGAAGGAGGUGCUGCAGGCCCUGGAGGAGCUGGCCGUCAACUAUGACCACAAGAGUCAAGAGGUGGAAAACAAGCACCGCAGCAAUGAGCAGCUCAGUGAGGAGCUGAGCCAGAGGACUAGCACUCUGGAGUGUGUGCAGAGGGAGCUGGCCACCCUGCAGGAGCUCAGCAGUCACCACAAGAAGAGAGCUACAGAGAUUAUGAGUCUGCUGCUCAGAGACCUCAGCGACAUCGGCAGCGUCCUUGGCACCACUGACCUCAAAGCAAUGACAGAGACGAGUGGCGUGAUGGAGGAGGAGUUCACCAUGAGCCGUCUCUACAUCAGUAAGAUGAAGUCAGAGGUCAAGUCUCUGGUGAAUCGCAGCAAACAGCUCGAGAGCAGCCUGACUGAAACCAGCAGCAAGAUGCAGGCCAACGAGAAGGAACUGGCCUCCUGUCAGCUGCUGAUCUCCCAGCUUCAGGCAAAAAUCAAGUCUCUGACAGACCACAUGCAGAGCAUCGAGCAGAAGAAGAGGCAGCUAGAGGAAAGUCAGGACACUCUGAUGGAGGAGGUGGCUAAACUACAGGCUCAAGGAAAAAUGCAUGAGGUGAGUGUGAUGGACAAAGAGAAGGAACACAUGAGUCGGCUAAAGGAUGCUGUGGAGAUGAAGAGAACCUUGGAGGAGCAGAUGGAGAACCACAGAGAGGUCCACCAGAAACAGCUGUCCCGCCUCAGAGAUGAGAUUGACCAAAAGCAGCGAGUCCUGGAUGAAGUUAAAGAUUUAAAUCAGGCUCUGCAGCUGGAGCAGAGGAAACUGCAGGCUGACUAUGACAAGUUGAAGGCGACAAAUCAAGAAAAGGACCAGGAACUCCAGAAACUUGUGCUCCUGAAUGAAAAGAGAGAGCAAGCCAAAGAGGACCUCAAAGGUUUGGAAGACACAGUGGCUAAAGAGCUGCAGAUGCUGUACAAUCUUCGCAAACUCUUCAUUCAAGACAUUGGCCUGCGGGUUCAGAAUAGUGCAGAAAAUGACAGUGACGAGGCCGGCGGCAGUCUGGCUCAGAGACAGAGGAUCACCUUCUUAGAGAAUAACCUGGAGCAGCUCACAAAGGUUCAUAAACAGUUGGUGAGGGACAAUGCAGAUCUGCGUUGUGAACUGCCCAAGCUGGAGAAGCGUCUGCGUGCCACAGCAGAGAGGGUCAAAGCCCUGGAAGCUGCCCUGAGAGAUGCCAAAGAAGCAGCCAUGAGGGACCGUAAACGCUACCAACAAGAGGUUGACCGCAUCAAAGAGGCUGUGCGCUCCAAGAGUGUGUCCAGGAGAGUGCACUCUGCACAAAUAGCUAAGCCUGUCCGGGCUGGUCAUCAGCACCAACAACACGCAUCUUCCUCUCCCUCGAGGAGGCCCACCAUCCGUGGAAGUGGGGGGGUGUCUAGCCCUCAUCACCCCCACCCCCGUCAGCAAUCCCAACAGCUGCAGCUGCCACAGCACCAUCAGCACCACAAGUAG